GGUAUAAAAGACUAACAACGAUGGUCCUCAUUCGAUUGGCAUCUGAUGAUCCAUCUGGAUAACACAUUUAUAACUCAUUUAAUUCUUACCGAAGCAAAACGGUUAAAAACACACAAUGAAUCAACUGAGCAAAUGUUUAAGCAAAAACUAUGGAGUGUCAUUUAGGUCACAGUAUGGAUUGUUAACGCGUUCAGAAUUUGUUUUACGUAACAGCACAAGCCAAAUACAUAAUACCCUGCAGUGGAAUUUGACACUGAAACUCAGUUCACACCACGGGAAAAGAUGUUUACACAUCGCUGCUAGUGCACAGUUACCUGGAAGCCGGGAUGGAACACCUCACAAACUGCCAUCUUUGGGCCAAAGUUUGGCUAUUUCUAAGAAAUUGACACUUUCACAGAUUAACAGUUGCAGACAGUUUUCAUCCUCAAGUUUCUUGUUCUGUGAAAGAAAAGAUUCCGAGGAUAAAAAAUCAGCAAAUAGUAGUUCCAGCGAGGUAACAGAAUCAACAGGCGAUGUUGAGGUGAAGCUGACUCAGCGUCAGAGACUUAAGCGGGCAGUGAAAGAAUACGGUCCAGUUGUCAUCGUUUUCCACAUCUGUAUAGCGCUGAUAUCCCUGGGAUUUUUCUACUUCUUGGUAUCCAUGGGAGUUGAUGUCAUAGGCAUUCUUAGAAAAUUGGGAGUGUCCGAGAAAAUCUUAGAAUCGGGACUUGCUACUGGUGCGAGUACAUUUGUAGUAGCUUAUGCCGUGCACAAGUUGUUUGCUGUUCCCAGAAUCGGAAUAACACUGACCUGUGCACCAAUGGUUGUUCACAAACUUCGAAAACUUGGGGUUUUUAAACCUCCCAAACCCUAAAUAUCAGUUGUCAGGAAUUAAGUCCUUUCUUAUAGGUGGAUAUACGUGAAUCAAAGAUCUUGAACUUGUUUCUACAAAUCUGCCAUAAUCAUCACUUACAUGUAUUAAGUCUGGAUCAAUAUUGUGAUCAUAUUUUAUUUUAUGACAAAAAUUAAAUAUGGUAAACAUUAUAAGAAGUUUUAAUAUUUAUUUAAUGUAUACAGCUUAUGUAACGUUUGAUGCAAGUGACUAAAGGCACCUAGAAAUUAAUACAUGUAUAUACCGGUACAUGUAUGUACAUCAUCGUCAUGUAUUUGUAUUUCAUUUCUCUGAUGGAGACUUUUUAUGCUAACAAUUAAGGAAAUUGAAAAAACAAGCGAUUCAUAAGGAAAGCAUUCAUUAUACUACAAAAAUAAAACUGCCCACUAAAAAAUGGAGUUAGAUUAUAUCACACUGGUGAUACAGAAACUUACAGCUUUCUGUUUGGUUGGACUUUGUUCAGACACAUGGUGCUUUUAAUUAAAAAUCAAUGACUCCAUAAGUACAUGCUUCUUUUCAUGUUUAAUAUACUGUACAUUGUAACUUUCCCUAAAACCCAACUCUCUUUCCCCUACUCAAUGGAUCUCCAAGCAGUCAUUUAUAUCUCUGUAAACUGGGAUUAUCCAAUCAACAAAUACAUUGUCUUCAUGUCCAGUGCACGUAUUGAUGUCAGUCCAGUGUGCCGAUAGAAACCAUGUUGUAGUUAUACACGGUCUCAUUACUGUAUCUGCCCCAUCUCCCACUCCCCAUUUAUUUGCGUAGCCAGUUGCCAUAUAGAAUUUCUUUUUUAUUUUAUUUUUUUUGGGGGGGGGGGGAUCAAUUGAAAUUCAUGAUUUGUUAAUUAUUUUUGUAAAUUAUUAAAUAUACAUUUUGUCUAAGAAUCAUAAUUUCAAUCAAUACAUUAGAACAGGGAAAAUAUUUGUUUGCCAGAGGGUCCAAUGCCAGGUUUUGGUCAUUUUACUAAAAUUUUACUAUAAUAAUGUUAAUUUGAUAAGUAAGGGGGAAAAU
Molecule: messenger RNA, 1879 nt
Organism: Magallana angulata
Lineage: Eukaryota; Metazoa; Mollusca; Bivalvia; Ostreida; Ostreidae
Product: protein FAM210B, mitochondrial-like
Exons: 1
Coding region: 116-853 (245 amino acids)
Cellular component (GO): mitochondrion
Source: RefSeq, a predicted model, not a curated record